Molecule: messenger RNA, 912 nt
Organism: Suillus subalutaceus
Lineage: Eukaryota; Fungi; Basidiomycota; Agaricomycetes; Boletales; Suillaceae
Exons: 7
Coding region: 1-912 (303 amino acids)
Source: RefSeq, a predicted model, not a curated record
AUGAUAGUACCUGUGCAGCUGCUUUCUCCUGUCACCAAAAGGGAGACACUCACCAAAUUCGCACUUGAGGAAUUCAAGGGUCAUGUGCAAGACAAAGAUGGGUUGUCGAUGAUGGUCAUCGGAGUCGAUGCAGGUUCCUGGCUCCACUCAGUCUGCACCCCUCAAUAUCUUCGAUUCGUACAGUCCAGUGAGAACCCUGAGCUGCGCCGCACAUUGAUGUAUGCACUUGUUGCCCUGGCCAGUGCCCCUUUGCAUGCCCACUUUGUGUUCGGUGGAGUAGACCAUCCUGCAAUUUGGACAGCACCACCCUGGAUUGUAGCAUGUCUGCAAGAGCUGCUGCAGAUCUUCGGGUUUACUUGGUCAAUGGCCAACCACAAGGCUGAACGGGAGCUUGCUUCCUUAUCCAAAGCUAACAAAAUCUGUGCUGUACUGACUGAAGACAGCAAAACAUUUAUGUUUGGUGCCAAUGCUGCCAGGAUCAGUAGUGAAAUCAAAGUCGACGUGUACCUGAACCACGCUACCCCUUCAUCUGAUGGUGACGAGCCUUGUGGCCCUUGUUUUACAUCAAUCCAGCCGAACCUCAUACAUCUCGCUAGCUUUUGGUUUGGCACAUUAUAUUCUUGCGUGCUUUUUCUCCCUGCAAAUGGACUUUGUGGGCCACCACCAAAGCCAUCUUUCUGCAUCAACCGGCAACUUGAGAUUGACGGUGGUGUGUCGGCCUACAAUCUCACCAUCCUUGCCCCAUCUUUCAUCACGGCCAUCAACCAGGGCCUUCAAGCAGGAUGCAGCGACAUUUGUGGAUUCUCAAGCGUGCAUAACGCUAGUCAGGCACCCGACCAUGCAACCUGGUUUCAAGCCGAUGGAGGGGUCAAUAUUCCUACCAGAGUGUUAAAACGAACUGCACCUGAAUAG